Molecule: messenger RNA, 1554 nt
Organism: Myodes glareolus (Bank vole)
Lineage: Eukaryota; Metazoa; Chordata; Mammalia; Rodentia; Cricetidae
Product: melanoma-associated antigen B4-like
Biological process (GO): negative regulation of transcription by RNA polymerase II
Cellular component (GO): nucleus
Source: RefSeq, a predicted model, not a curated record
GAAAAGGCUGGGGGAGGGGAACAGGAAGAAGAUGACUCUGACUUCUGCUUCCCCAACCUGCAGAGGCAAGGCCUUCCUCUGAGAGGGUUCUCGGGAAACAAGCUGACCAGGAAAACAGGCGUCCUGACCAAGCUAAACAAGAGAACAGGAACACAGUUUCUGCUUUGUCAGUUCUUCUGACUACAGUCCUGACUGUUGUCUUUGACUCCUGCUAUCAUGCCUAGGAGCAACAAGAGUAAAGGCCACUCUCAAGGCAAAGGUCAUCAUGCAUGUGGGGCUAGCCAACGUCCCAAGGGUGCUCAACCAACGGUAGUGAAAGAAUCAGCAUCUUCUCCUGGUGGCCAAGUUAAUUCCCCAAGCUCUUCUAAGGUAUGCAGUCCUCAGGGUGCUGCGUUUCCUGCCUUUCCUGUGGCAGGUGUAUUCUGCACAGACUCUGAUCUAGAUGAUGGGGCUUCUGAUGUCCAUGUUGUUGGAGGACGUCCACGUGCCUUCACUCAGCCGAUAUGCAUGGAUGCUCUUACCAAAAAGGCUAGUAUGUUGGUAGAGUUCCUGCUGGAGAAGUUUCAGAAGAGUGAGCAGUUUACAGAUGCUGAUAUGCUGAAAGUGGUCAGCAAGAAAUACAAAACACAGUUUUCUGACAUCCUCAGGAAAUCUUCCUCCCGCAUGGAAAUGAUGUUUGCAAUGAGAUUGAAGAAAAUCAAUCCAGAUAGUCAGUCCUACACCAUUGUCAGCAAGCUAGGUCUCUCCACUGAUGAAAUUCUAAGUGGCAAGAGGGGGUUGCCAAAGAUGGGUCUCCUUAUGACCAUCUUGGGUCUGAUAUUCACAAAAGGCCAUCGUGCCACUGAGGAAGAAAUCUGGGAAUUCCUGAGUGUGUUAGGAGUAUAUGCAGGGAGGAAGCACUUGAUCUUUGGGGAGCCCCGAAAACUCAUCACCAAAGAUCUGGUUGAGCAAAAUUACCUUGAGAUCCGCAAGAUGUCUGGGGGUAAAUCCCCAAGAUAUGAUUUCCUCUGGGGUUCCCGGUCCCAUGUAGAAACCAGCAAAAUGAAAGUACUAGAAGUUUGGGCUAGGAUCAAUGACACCGUUCCUAGCUUCUUCCCUACUUCAUAUGAAGAAGCUCUUAAAGAUCAAAUGGAGAGAGAAGAGCAGACAUCUCCAGCCUUGGACAUGGCCAAUGUUUAUCCCAGGUGCAUAUGCCGCAGCUCCUCUCACACAUAGCUUCAACCAAGGUUGAGUUUUCAUUUCCUGUUUGAAAAGAAGUCAGCCUUCUAUGUAGUGGUGGGUUUAUAGGUCACAAGAAUAAAGCAUAUAUUUUCUUGUUUUCUGUCAUACGAUGAGUAAAUGAUAUGUAUAAUUGCUUUGAUGAAUUGCAAAUGUUCCAUUAAUGGAAAGUUAAUUUGUUUCACAAUCUUUGUUUCUUGAUAUUAUGCUUGACACAUUUAUUGUUGCAUUUCAAUUUUACAACUAAAGAGUUCUGUUACUUUAAAAACCAAGUGAAAAUUUUCCACAAAUUUCUUUGUAUUGUUGCAUAAGGUAACAUAAAAUUGUAAAAGUGCU